AUGGCGGGCCCUAACAUGGAGGUGUUUCGCUUCGGCUUCUAUCUCUUGUUUCCUCUGGGAUUCAUGAUCUACUUUGGUGACCCCGCGUGGUACGACAAGCAUGUGCGGCCGAUCCGCGACCGCUUUACGCCCCCCGAGACCGAAUUCCGGCAUCCACGGACGACAGAGGAGCUGCGCGAGUCGUUACACAAACCGAGUGCGCCGGCCAAGUCGAUUAUCAACGAGGUGCCGGUGGCGGCGCGGAUGGCCAACUGGCGCGCGACGGACAAGGAACGGUUAAUCUAG
Molecule: messenger RNA, 285 nt
Organism: Malassezia japonica
Lineage: Eukaryota; Fungi; Basidiomycota; Malasseziomycetes; Malasseziales; Malasseziaceae
Exons: 4
Coding region: 1-285 (94 amino acids)
Biological process (GO): mitochondrial respiratory chain complex IV assembly
Cellular component (GO): mitochondrial inner membrane; mitochondrion
Source: RefSeq, a predicted model, not a curated record